UGCGAGUCCCCAGUCACAACAUCUCUGCUCGCUGAGAAAACCCGACGCACUCUACCGUUUUGCACCGUUUUCCCGAGAAAAUUCGAAGAUGAGCCGCCAUCCUCCUGUCAAGUGGGCCCAGAGGUCCGAUGAGCUCUACAUAACUGUGGAGUUGCCUGAUGCCCAGGAUGUGAAACUUAAAUUGGAGCCAGAUGGGAAAUUUUACUUCUCUGCAACUACUGGUGCAGAAAAAAUUCCUUAUGAAAUUAAUAUUGACUUGUUUGACAAGGUUGAUGUAAAUAAUAGCAAAGCUAGCACCGGUUCUAGAAAUAUCUUCUACAUUGUGAAAAAGUCCGAGAGCAAAUGGUGGAGCAGAUUGUUAAAGCCAGAAGGAAAACCUCCAGUCUUUCUGAAAGUAGAUUGGGACAAGUGGGUUGAUGAAGAUGAGGAGCAAGAAGACAAUAAACCUGGAACUGAUAUGGACUAUGGCAACUUCGAUUUUUCUAAGUUGAACAUGGGUGGCGAUGAGGGACUGGAUGGUGAUGUGGCAGAUGAUGGUGAUGAUGAUGAGAGUGACACAGAAGAGGAGGACUCAGAAUCAGCUGAUAAUGAGCCUGACACAAAAGACACGGCAGGCAGCAACCCUAGUGCUGCAUCUGAUGCCAAAGUUUAGAAUCGUGGAAUCGUGGACCUUAUCAUAGCUUUCAGUGUAGGACAAGUUUAUAGCUCCCGGAUUAUUAUGGUUUUAGGUUGGUGACGGGUUAAAUUAUCCUUGGUUUUUAACGAGUAGUUAGGAAUAUAUCGGUUGCCUUUGUUUGGGUUAGGGUUAGUCUGAAAAAAAAUUCUCUCAAAUCCUUUUUAUAAGGUAUCUUUAACUAAAUUAUCAAUUAAAGUAGUUAAAGUUAGC
This is a messenger RNA of Abrus precatorius (Indian licorice), 886 nucleotides long. RefSeq names its product co-chaperone protein p23-1-like. The transcript has 6 exons. NCBI's taxonomy places the organism in Eukaryota, Viridiplantae, Streptophyta, Magnoliopsida, Fabales, Fabaceae. Gene Ontology annotation, biological process: chaperone-mediated protein complex assembly; protein folding. Gene Ontology annotation, molecular function: protein-folding chaperone binding; Hsp90 protein binding. The record is from RefSeq and is a predicted model, not a curated record. Bases 89 to 652 code for a protein of 187 amino acids. Gene Ontology annotation, cellular component: cytosol; nucleus.